This is a messenger RNA of Mesorhabditis spiculigera, 1443 nucleotides long. The record is from the annotation of a GenBank genome assembly. NCBI's taxonomy places the organism in Eukaryota, Metazoa, Nematoda, Chromadorea, Rhabditida, Rhabditidae.
AUGAAGCGAAAGAAGGCCGCCCAAAAAGCUGACGGACAGACAGCCGAAACGCCGGCCAAACGAUGCGUCGAGCUCCAAAAUGUCUCCAUCUCCCCGGAACACCUGACAAAACAGUUCGAGCGGGCCUUUCGGGACAAAUUUUAUGCGGCUCGCCCCUUUGCCCACAUCUCGCUGCGCAAUUUCGUCGACAAUUCGGAGAAUUUUGUGGAAAGACUCGAGGAAGAGCUGCAGACGUACGAGAAUUGGCAUCGCAAGGAAAAUGAUCUCUACUCCCUCUACCAGACGACCGAUUUCAAGAACAUCCCCUCCACGUCGCAACCCAACAUGUUCUCGUUUCGACAAUUCCUGCAACAAGUCGUCAAGCCGUGGCUUCAAACCAUGGCCGAAGUCCCGCUAACUGACCAGAUCGACAUUACGGGAAGUUGCUACGCGGAAACGGAUAAUCUCUUGCCGCACAACGAUCAGAUUGAUACUCGACGCUUCGCCUUUGUCUACUAUCUCACCGAGGCAAACUGGAAAAAGUCGGACGGUGGUCUGUUGCAGCUUUAUGAUGCCGAUUACAAAUCGACACCGUCCGAAGUGGCCAAGCAACUGCGGCCAUUCCGCAAUUCGUUUUUGCUGUUUGAAGUGACGGAGAAGUCGUGGCACCAAGUGCAGGAGAUUUGCCAAGCCGAGAAGCCGAGGCUCUCCAUCAACGGGUGGUUCCAUUCGAAGCGGCGCUUGCCGGAAAUUGUGCCAAAGCCCGAGAAGAUCCCCAAGUCGAUGCCGAUCGAUGCCGGGAAGAUUACGACGAAUAAGAUGGUGGCGCCGCAAUAUUUGGACUUCCACAAGCAAGUCCAGGUGUACAAACUGUUCGCCGAGAAUAGCGAAGUGUUGUUGCCCGACUUUUUCGAGACUUCGCGAUACAGUAAACUACUCAAGCUUCUCGAUCAGAUCGACUUCGAGCAGGUCGGGCCGCCGAAUAAAAGGCAUGUUUUCCGAUUACCCGACCACUGCGACGUCGGCGGCAGCCUCGGGAAGCUGGUUACUUGGCUAAAAUCGAAAGAAGCUGCCAAAUUAUUUGAGAAGCUGACGAGUUGCUCGCUGUCGGAUAGCCAAAUGUCCCUACAAAUCUCGAGAAUCGAAAAGGGGUGCUACAGCGUGGCCGGCGAUGAGGAUGCUGAACAGGCUGAACGUGAUGGGCACGUGCUCGACAUUAAUCUUUUCCUGGGCCGCGAGGACUACCCGACCAAAGUGGGAGGCUCGAUUUCGUAUGUGGCCAAGAAUGAGGAAGAGGAGUUAAUUCACAUCACCCCGAAGAUGAACUCGGCGGCCCUGGCGCUGAAGGACCCCGAAGUCUACUCGUUCCUGAAAUACGUCACGCACAAGGCGCCGGGGCCAUUCUACCUGGUCAACCUCCGCUACUACAAGGUGCCGGUGGAGACGCAAUCGGACGGCGACGAU